Messenger RNA from Theileria annulata, 1941 nucleotides. RefSeq lists its product as uncharacterized. The coding region runs from base 1 to 1941 and encodes 646 amino acids. The record is from RefSeq and is a predicted model, not a curated record. The transcript has 2 exons. Lineage: Eukaryota; Apicomplexa; Aconoidasida; Piroplasmida; Theileriidae.
AUGACAAAUAAUAAUUUCGUUGAACCUACUGAUUAUGAGGAGAAACAAGAUUUAUACGACCCCGAAGAUUGUGACUUGAUUGUCCUGGACCUCAAUAAUGAAGAAAAGAAUGAUAAAUAUACGUAUCUUAAGAGGAAUGACUAUAAAGAAUAUUCUGGAAACAGUUUUGUAUGGGAAUCUUCAUCCAAGAACGACUUCACAUUUCUAACACUGUUUUACGAUGGUGAUGAGAAAUAUAUAGUAAUUUUCCCAUAUGUAGGAAAUCUAAUACUUUUGCGAAAAUCAGAUAAUGGUUCCUGGAUUAAUUUAAAGACCUGCGUUAAUUUCAAUAAAUUAAAAAUGUUUGACAGACGUGGUCACUAUGUUGUUGCCAAAUUUAUUCAUUAUGAACUUCAAAAAUUUAAUUUAAAAAUGGUAUUCAGUUGCUUUUGUGAAGUGGUUAUUUAUGAAGGUAAUUUGAUUUAUAAGCACUGUGAUAGGCCAUUAAAUGGAUAUCCAUAUUCAUUGUCCUUUAAUUUAUUACAUAACAUUAUCUCAAUUCACCUAAUGGAUGAAUCUAUAAUAACAUAUCAAAAUGUAAAGAAAGAAUUACCUGAUUUAAAAUACUCUCCCCUUAAGCAAAACGAUAAUUUUUAUUACACCUCACACUACACCCCUAAUAAUGAAAUGAUUGAUUAUAAAAUUCAAAAAACGAUUAAAAAAAUACAAUUAGAAGGUUUCAAAUAUAGAGACAUUUGUUUAUUCGAUAUAAAUUUUCAUGAUAGAUCUGUUGAUAUCGAAUCUGAACAUGCUAUAAUUGACGGUAAUUUGAUUAUGUCCACUGAUAAAUAUGUAACAUUUUCUUCACUAGGACAUAGGGGAUUUGAUGCCAGAAAAGGAUUUUACUUUUCAAAAAUGAUAAAUCGUUCACUAAUUCGAGGUUACAUAGAUUAUCCUCCAUAUGUCCGUACUCAAGUAGGCACUCGUAGGUCAUAUAAUUUAUUGCCUGAAAAUCGUGAUCUCGAGUAUAAGCCGAGAUCUAAUCCAGAUUAUUUAAGUUGUAUGAAGCCAGAUAUAACUAAGUUUAAGUUCUACGGCAAUGACGAUAUUGAGAUCAAGUCUGAUGAUACGGAAGUCUGCUAUGACGACUUAUUUUAUGUAAUAAAGUUUAAGACUGAAUUACACAGAGUGGUCUAUGAUGGCAAGGAGUAUUGGAAUUACAACAAUAAUAAGAAUAAUGGAUUCCCUAUCAAAAUAUAUUUCACCGACUACAACAAUGAUAUGAACGUUUGCUUCAAUGAUGGAAAAAUUGAGAAGGUAAAGAUUAAGGUACUAUAUAUCAAAAUGUUCAAGACUGAUGAGUUUGGUAAUAGGGUAAUGAUAACUGACAAAGAGUACAAAGUCUCAAAGAUAGAAAGGGACAAACGACUAUAUAAAUUAAACGAAGGUGUUAAGUGUACAGAGAUAUGGCACUAUGAUGGUGAGUUUGUAUGGAAGCACAAGGAAGGUGACCCUUAUCCAAUUUCAAUUGUUUAUUACUACUAUUUCCGUUCAAUAAGUAUAAGAUUUGAAUCGUAUUUCUUUGUGUCAGUUAGAGGAAUAGGUAACUUGACUUGGGGCUCCUUAAUAUUUCCAAUUCCCAAACAUGUUAAACUAUAUAAACUGGAUAAGAUUGGUAACAAAUUAGAAUUGAACUAUAAAGACUAUGAUUUUGACUGUAACUAUUUCGGAAGUUUUAUUUAUGAUUUGAAGAAAAACGUUGAAUGCGUUGAGCUUAAGUUUCAUGGUGAAACCCUUUGGAAACAUGAACAGUCGCAACCGUAUCCACAUUCAUUCGAUUACUCUGUUUUCGGCGCAUCAAUCACAGUUUACUGUAAAACAUUAAACGUUAAUAUCGAUAGAAAUAACGGUAUUUGGGAUACCGAAAUUGUUGUAAAUAAACCAUACUUAAUGUCGAAUUAA